AUGAAGAGCUUGUUCUGGGUGCUGUCAAGGCACAUUAGAUUGCGUCAGUUCAAGACUGGAAAUUUAUUCAAGACAUUUUUCCAAAGUCUCUGGUGGCUACUGUUGGGAAUAAUCCUAUUUUGCUCUCCAGCACAUUGUUCUCUUUUUAAAAUUGGACUGCUUGGACCCUGGGACUGUGACCCCAUCUUUUCCAAAGCCUUUCCCCACGUGGCUGCCAGGUUAGCAGUAGAACGAAUAAGCAUAGAUCCUUCACUAGAUCUUGGCCACAGACUGGAUUAUGUGGUCCUCCAAGAAGAAUGUGAGACAUCAAGAGCUCUGGUUAGAUUCUUUGACUUUAGAAAGCUUUCCUCAGCUUUCAUAGGCCCUCUGAACCCUGGCUUCUGUGAGGUGGCUACUAUUUUAGGGGAAAACUGGAAUAAAGCCAUUUUCUCAUGGAUGUGCAUCAAUUAUAAACUGGAUUCCACCAUCCACCACCCUACAUUUGCAAGGACCUUGCCCUCUCCAACUCAAGUUUUGUUUACAAUAAUGAAAUAUUUCAACUGGGCUCAUGUUGGCAUCAUUGCUUCCAGCGAGGAUAUUUGGGUAGACACAGCCAACAAGUUAGCGAGUGCACUCAGGAACCAAGGGCUUCCCGUAGGAGUUGUUACAUCUAUGCGUAAAGGAGAAAAAAGCACUGAAGACGUCUGGAAUGAGAUUAAAGUAGUUGAUGGUGUUAAAAUUAUAAUCCUGUGCAUGCAUUCCGUGCUCAUUGGAGGGGAAGAACAGGCCACCUUACUCACAACAGCUUUGGAUAUGGGACUAGCAGAUGGAAGAUACGUCUUUAUUCCAUAUGACACUUUACUAUACAGUCUACCUUACCAAAACUACUCAUUCAGCGUCUUUGAUAAUGACACCAAGCUCCAGGAAGCAUAUGAUGCUGUGCUGACUAUCACACUGGAGUCUGGAGAAAGGACUUUCUAUGAUGCAUUCAGGGAAGCUAAAGAAAGUGGUGAAAUAAUCGCAGAUUUGGAAGCCACUGAGGUUUCUCCACUUUUUGGAACAAUCUAUGAUGCCAUUUACUCCAUGGCAAUGGCUGUACACAGUGCUCGGAGGAAAGGAGUCAGAAACUUAGGAGCUAACAUAGCUGAGCACACAAAAAACUUAAGUUUCCCUGGAUUUAGUUACUGGGUAGAGACAGACGAGUGUGGGAAGGGACUGAACAACUACGUGAUACUGGACACAGAAGGCCAUGGGAACCAGCUCUUCCCAACCCACUUGCUGAACAUGUCUUCAGACUCUGUGGAGUUCCUAGGCCGGACCAUGCACUUUCCCAGUGGAGCUCCACCCCUUCCAGACUCCAACUGUUGGUUUGAUCCAGAAGUUCUAUGCACUGGAGGGAUUGAGCCUACAGUCAUGAUUUUGGGAAUAAUGCUGAUGAUUGCCCUGGCGCUUUGUGCUGUGGGCCUGGCUUCUCUCAUCAGGCAUAGCAUCUUGAACAGCCAGCUAUUCAGGGGGCCUAACAAGAUAAUACUGACCUUGGAUGACCUUGUCUUCAUCAAUCCAGACCUAAAUAAAAAGAGGCUGACCUUGGACAGUCUGACUGAUGCAAACAGCAUAGCAGCUGAUGGCAGAAGCCUGAAAUCCGUAACCCGCUCCCUUUCCUCAAAAAGCACAGCUGCCACCCAUGAAACCUCCAACGUGGCUUUAUAUGAGGGAGACUGGGUGUGGCUGAAAAAAUUUGAGACGGGAGCGACUCACAGUCUGCGGCAAAGCUCCACCAGCAUCUUGAGGAAGAUGAAAGAUCUGCGUCAUGAAAAUGUGAAUCUGUUCCUGGGCUUUUUCUUUGACUGUGGCAUCUUUGCCAUAGUGACAGAGUACUGCUCCCGAGGAAGCCUGGAGGACUUGCUGAGAAAUGAAGAUAUGAAACUGGAUUGGAUGUUCAAGUCCUCUCUUGUGAUGGAUCUAAUUAAAGGAAUUAGGUAUUUGCAUCACCGAGAUUUUGCUCAUGGACGUCUCAAGUCUCGUAACUGUGUUGUAGACGGCCGGUUUGUGCUGAAGAUCACUGACUAUGGUUAUAACGAGCUCUUAGAAGCACAGAAAUACCCAUAUAUUCCACCACCCCCAGAAGAAUUGCUUUGGACAGCUCCUGAAUUACUGAGGGACCCGGACAUGUGUAGAAAAGGCACGUUCAAAGGAGAUAUUUACAGCUUUGCAAUCAUUCUACAAGAAGUGGUUGUUCGGGGUCCACCAUACUGCAUGUCAGAACUCUCAGCUGAAGAAAUUAUAAAAAAAGUGAAGAAGCCCCCUCCCCUGUGCCGCCCAAACAUAGCCCCUGAGUUGGCCCCCCUGGAGUGCAUCCAGGUAAUGAAGCAGUGCUGGGGUGAAGCCCCCGAAAGACGUCCAACCUUUGAGGAGGUAUUUCAUAAGUUCAAAACCAUUAACAAAGGGAAAAAGACCAAUAUCAUUGACUCAAUGCUCAGGAUGCUUGAGCAGUAUUCGAGCAACUUGGAAGAUUUAAUCAGGGAGCGAACUGAAGAGCUAGAGAUUGAAAAACAGAAGACAGAAAAACUACUGUCCCAAAUGCUCCCCCCAUCAGUGGCAGAAGCCCUCAAGACUGGUGGCACUGUGGAGCCAGAGUAUUUUGACCAGGUGACCAUCUACUUCAGUGACAUCGUGGGCUUCACAACCAUUUCAGCCCUCAGUGAACCCAUUGAAGUAGUUGACCUUCUCAAUGACCUUUACACACUGUUUGAUGCAGUUCUUGGAAACCAUGAUGUUUACAAGGUGGAGACAAUUGGCGAUGCCUACAUGGUUGCCUCAGGGCUCCCAAAACGAAAUGGAAACAAGCACGCAGCUGAGAUAGCCAACAUGUCCCUGGACAUCCUCAGCUCAGUGGGAUCGUUCAAAAUGAGACACAUGCCAGACAUCCCCCUCAGGAUACGAAUCGGGCUGCACACAG
Antrostomus carolinensis (chuck-will's-widow) is the source of this 2938-nucleotide messenger RNA. RefSeq names its product guanylate cyclase 2F, retinal (gene GUCY2F). NCBI's taxonomy places the organism in Eukaryota, Metazoa, Chordata, Aves, Caprimulgiformes, Caprimulgidae. Gene Ontology annotation, biological process: protein phosphorylation; cGMP biosynthetic process; receptor guanylyl cyclase signaling pathway. The transcript has 15 exons. The record is from RefSeq and is a predicted model, not a curated record. Gene Ontology annotation, cellular component: plasma membrane. Gene Ontology annotation, molecular function: guanylate cyclase activity; peptide receptor activity; protein kinase activity. The annotation marks the transcript as partial.